Lotus japonicus is the source of this 963-nucleotide messenger RNA. Its product is annotated as TOM1-like protein 2. NCBI's taxonomy places the organism in Eukaryota, Viridiplantae, Streptophyta, Magnoliopsida, Fabales, Fabaceae. The record is from RefSeq and is a predicted model, not a curated record. The coding region runs from base 1 to 963 and encodes 320 amino acids. The transcript has 3 exons. Gene Ontology annotation, biological process: protein transport to vacuole involved in ubiquitin-dependent protein catabolic process via the multivesicular body sorting pathway. Gene Ontology annotation, molecular function: phosphatidylinositol binding; ubiquitin binding.
AUGGCGGAUGAGGGUAAUUUGAUGUCGCAGGAACAGGAACAGGAACCGACGCUGUCGGCACCAUGGAAGAUGGUGGACGAGGCCUUAACGCUGAAGAAUACGAACUGGGGCCUGAAUCUGAUGAUAUUCUGGAUGAUUCAAAGCAACGAGUUGAACGCUUCGGAGGUGGUUAAGGUGAUUAAGAAGAAGAUCAAUGAUGAGAGCCGUGAUGUGCAGAUUCGUGCUCUUCUUUUGUUGGAAUCCUUUGGCCACAACUGUGACGCGUUCUACACUGAAGUUGUUUCUCAGAACCUUCACGAGGACUUGGUUCGGUUGGUUGAAAACCCGCAAAACGAUUAUGGCAAUCGAAGGAAGGCUUUCAGGUUGUUAAUGGCUUGGGCUGAGUCACGUGAAGUUCCCCGUGGUGGUGUGUUUAAUCAUGUUUAUUGGGGUCUGGCAUACAGAGUUUCAUCUGACAUUUCAGGAAGAAAAUCAGUUCAUGUUAGGCAUACCUUGGAGUCUCUUACACCUGAAGAAGACCAUUUCGAUCUCCUCGAUAGAUACCAACCUAUGUCAGAUCAAGAGAAGAUCGACCUCCUUCUUCUCGAAGGACGCCGCCCAGCCAAGUUAGUUGAAGAGCAGAAGAAGUAUCUUGUGCUUGCUCGAAAGAGUCUUCAAUCACUCUUUAGCAUAUUACAUUCUGAGGGAGACCCAAAACCUUUGAAGGAAUGUUCAACUCUGAGGUGGUUGGAUAGGUGCAAGAAAUCACUUCAUGUCAUCAUGGAGAUUUUGGAAACCAGUACAAAUGAUGAACUUUUAGUGUGGCUUGAAGCCAUACGUCUUAGUGAUCAGCUGGAACUGGUACUUGGCAAAUAUCAGGAGCUGGCAGCUGCUGAAAUGAACGCGGCACAACAACCUGAAAAGGCUGGCCCUGCCAAGCAUGACGCCAAUGCUGUUCAAAACCUCAAUGAACUAGUUUUCUGA